AUGCCGAUUAUUAGGCUAUUUUUUAAUAUGAUACAAAUCAUCCUCUUUUUAUCUCAUGGUAGGCAUGUUACUAUGAAAGGUAUUUUUCGUGAUGUGAUGUUCCUGAAAUCUUUCCAUACUCUCAAAAGUAACAAACCUCUCCACAAUAAUCCAUUUAUAGAGUCUUCUCGAUCCAAUGCUCCCAAAAGAUUUGGGGUCGAUUCUGGACCAGUGUUGCACAGCUUCUACGAUUUGUCUCUUUCCACACUACCAUUCUUUGCAUCACAGUACAGAAAGUCACAGAUAUUUACAGGACCGAGACAAGAGGAAAUGCAUUUAACAGUGUACGUGGGGUAUAUUGAGGGGCAUUUCAUACUUUAA
Molecule: messenger RNA, 360 nt
Organism: Priceomyces carsonii
Lineage: Eukaryota; Fungi; Ascomycota; Pichiomycetes; Serinales; Debaryomycetaceae
Exons: 1
Coding region: 1-360 (119 amino acids)
Source: RefSeq, a predicted model, not a curated record